Cebus imitator (Panamanian white-faced capuchin) is the source of this 1155-nucleotide messenger RNA. RefSeq names its product speedy protein E3-like. The transcript has 7 exons. NCBI's taxonomy places the organism in Eukaryota, Metazoa, Chordata, Mammalia, Primates, Cebidae. Gene Ontology annotation, biological process: positive regulation of cyclin-dependent protein serine/threonine kinase activity. The annotation marks the transcript as partial. The record is from RefSeq and is a predicted model, not a curated record. Gene Ontology annotation, molecular function: protein kinase binding.
CCUAGUCGAGUCUGGAAGAAGGCUUUGGACAGAACAGGAACCAGGUUCCGUGGGAGGGAACAGAGUUUGGGAGAGAUCAUGGCUAGAUGUCAACCACAGCCCCAGGUUGAAGAGAGGAGCCCCCAGCCUAGCACCUUGGGGUACUGCCUCCUAGAGGUGGUGGAUGAUGAAGUGCCAGGACCAUCAGGUGAUCAAUUGCAGAAGCAUUACAUGGUGGCCUGCUUUCUUUACUUGUCUCCUUGGGUAGAUCCUAGUACGCCUAAUAUCCUUUGCUGUAAAAGGAAGAGGGAGUGGUUGGACGAAUCUGAGGAGGAGUCCGAGGAGGAGGCAGAGAAGGAGCGCGCCCCUGAGCCUGAGGAGACCUGGGUGCUAGACACCCUGUGUGGGCUCAAGAUGAAGCUAAAGCGACGGCGAGUGUCACCCGCGCUCCCUAAGAACUACGAGGCCUUCAACACGCUGCUUGGUGAUCAAUUGCAGAAGCAUUACAUGGUGGCCUGCUUUCUUUACUUGUCUCCUUGGGUAGAUCCUAGUACGCCUAAUAUCCUUUGCUGUAAAAGGAAGAGGGAGUGGUUGGACGAAUCUGAGGAGGAGUCCGAGGAGGAGGCAGAGAAGGAGCGCGCCCCUGAGCCUGAGGAGACCUGGGUGCUAGACACCCUGUGUGGGCUCAAGAUGAAGCUAAAGCGACGGCGAGUGUCACCCGCGCUCCCUAAGAACUACGAGGCCUUCAACACGCUGCUUGGUCCCGGUUCGCCUUGGUUCCUUUGCCGUAAAAGGAAGAGGGAGUGGUCGGACGAAUCUGAGGAGGAGCCCGAGGAGGAGACAGAGAAGGAGCGCACCCCUGAGCCUGAGGAGACCUGGGUGCUGGAGACGCUUCAGGGGCUCAAGAUGAAGCUAAAGCGACGGCGAGUGUCACCCGUGCUCCCUGAACACCACCAGGCCUUCAACAGGCUGCUUGAGGAUCCUGUCGUGAAAAGAUUCCUGGCCUGGGACAAAGAUCUCAGGGCAUCCGACAAGUAUCUCCUAGCGAUGGUCAUAGCGUAUUUUAGCCGCGCCGGCCUCUUCUCCUGGCAGUACCAACGCAUUCAUUUCUUCCUGGCUCUCUACCUGGCCAAUGACAUGGAGGAGGACGACGAGGGCUCCAAACAAGCCAUCUUC